GCUGCACUGCAGACAUGGCAGAGAAUCUGAAGAGACCUUUGGAAUGGAGGUUUUAUAGGACAAAAGGCACCCCUGGGGACUAAACUCUGUACAGUUGAGGCUGGGAAGCCCAGGGCAGAGCUGAAGACCCAGCAUGGACCCUACAGUCACUCUUCUGUUCUCCAUUGGGCUGUGUCUGCACUGGGUGAUGAGGGCACAGAUGACCACCCUCCCCAGACCCAGCCUCUGGGCUGUCCCCAGUCCUGUGGUCCCCAAGGGAGCAGAUGUGACCCUUAGGUGCCAGGGCCACCUGGGGAGUGACCGGUUCCAGCUGUGGAAGGAUGGAGAGCUCAGAGAAGAGAGAAAUGCAUCCUGGGAGCUGGCAGAGUUUGUGCUCAGGAAGGUGGAUGAUGUGAUAGAUGCGAGAAGCUACAGGUGCCGCUCUGGGCAGGGGCCCUGGUGGUCAGAGCUCAGUGAACCCCUGGCCCUGGUGGUGACAGAAGUCUUUCGCAAACCCUCCAUUGGAGCCUCAUCUGGCCAUAUGACACCAGGAACCACAGCGACCAUUUGGUGCUCAAAACAGGGAUCCUCUCAGGACUACAUGUUUGCUCUGUUGGAGGCCAAGAGCCUGCAGGUCUUACAGCACCAGAAGGCUACAGGGACCCGGGCUGAUUUCUCACUUCCAUCUGUGAGAGCCGAGGACACCGGGAGCUACAGCUGUAUUUACUAUAGGAAGACAGCCCCCCACAGGGGCUCACAUCCCAGCCAUGCCCUGGAGCUGACUGUGUCUGGACCACUCCCCAAGCCCACUCUCUGGGCCCAACCUGGCCUUGUGGUGAAUACAGGGACCAACCUCACCCUGUGGUGCUCACGGCCCAAGCUGCCUUCCCUUGAAGAGGUGACUUUCACUCUGUCCAAGGCUGGGACUCGGGAGCCCUUAAGGCAGCAGAGCUCAGCAGAUUCCUGGGCUAGCUUCCUCCUCCCUUCUGUGAGUCCCCAGGACACUGGGAGCUACAGCUGUGCUUACAGGGAGGGGAGAGCCCCUGCUAGAGGAUCAGAGCCCAGUGAGGCCCUGGAGCUGAUGGUGCCAGGCUCUCUGCCCAAGCCUUCCCUCUCAGCCCUCCCAGGCCUUGUGGUGGAGCCCGGGACCCAUGUGACUCUCCAGUGCCGGCAGCCCCCUCCGUCAUCCCUCUGGAGAGUGACCUUCACUCUGCUGAAAGGGGGAACCUUUCAGCCCUUGCAGAGCCAGAGCCCAGCUGGAUGCUGGAAACUACAGCUGUGUCUACUAUAG
Dromiciops gliroides (monito del monte) is the source of this 1270-nucleotide messenger RNA. RefSeq names its product immunoglobulin superfamily member 1-like. The coding region runs from base 134 to 1270 and encodes 378 amino acids. The transcript has 8 exons. Lineage: Eukaryota; Metazoa; Chordata; Mammalia; Microbiotheria; Microbiotheriidae. Gene Ontology annotation, cellular component: plasma membrane. The record is from RefSeq and is a predicted model, not a curated record.